AUGGUACAUACCGCUGCGCGCGCGAGGCCUGCUAAGAGGAUGGUUAAUGAGAAGCUUGCGGACACGGACGAGGAGAUGACGGAUCUGACGAAUGAGUCUGAGUCUGAGUUGGAACCCAUAACAGAAGGGGAGGAUGAGACGGAUGAGGAUGAUGAAUCAGAAGAAGAAGCCAUGACAGAAGAGGAAGAUGCAACUGACGAUGAGGAGAUGACGGAGGUUGAGACGGACGAAGAAGACGACGAAAAACUCUUUGAGAAGCUCUUCACUAAAGCAAGGAAACACUACGUCAGACAGGAAGCAAAUGCGGACCGGAUCGAAGACUACCUCGAUAGAAAACCGUGGAAGAAAGUACCGUUGGUCAGUCUUAAGGGAAAGUGGACCCUGUAUUCGAGUGCGUACCUCGACUGCAUGAAAAGAAAAAUCCCGAAAUGGGGUCCAAGAAAGCUCGAAGACUUCGACAUUGGACCACUCCGCAUGAGCAGAUCAGACGAUUCAUAUAGUACUAUGGUGGGUGCAGACCUCUCCGGAGAGUCGGACUUUACUUUCUUCGUCUCAGAGCGGGUUGAGUUCGACUUCAAAGCACCCAAGUGGGCGUCCACAAGGCCCAUGAAGAUAGGUUGUCUUAUCGAGCUGGGAUCUGCUCACAAUAUGGACGAGAAGUCUGUGAACAUCAAUGUCAUGUUUCUGGGGCCCGACGUUUUUAAAAUUACCUUCCGGAGCAAGGACUUGCCCAGCUCGCGGUUUCAAGGCUACGAUGAGAUCACGUUUGUGGCACGGCGGAUCCAGACGCAGGCGCAAGUCAGGGAGGAACAGCGCAAGGCUUCGGCGGAGUGGGCGAACUGUCGGUAUACUGGUCAUUUGCACCCCAGCAAUUGGGGGUUCUAG
Molecule: messenger RNA, 885 nt
Organism: Pyrenophora tritici-repentis Pt-1C-BFP
Lineage: Eukaryota; Fungi; Ascomycota; Dothideomycetes; Pleosporales; Pleosporaceae
Source: RefSeq, a predicted model, not a curated record